AUGCUGGCGGCGUACGGCCACUACAAGGCUGUCUCGUCAGGUGCGCACGAUCAAAAUAAUAGAAAUAGCCUUCUGGGCUACUCGUUAGAUACACCCAGCCUCGGCUUGACGGCCAUUGGGUUCCUGGCGCCUGAUCACUUACACGACGUUGCCGGUCAGGUGAAAGAUCACUUAACACAACGAACACACAUCCGGUGCGGCAAGCUUCUGAUGCCAGGACCAUUUGCCGAUUCCACUGCGCUGCUAGCAGUGCUGUCAACCAUCUCACUUGUCGAAAUAGCUGACCUGGUACAAGGCGAUGCAAUUUUUCUAGCUGUAGCAGCCAUGCCCCCGUGCCUGACGGUGAGAAUCGUAUUUAAGCAAAUAUUUUUAGAUGCGGUUUGCUUCGCAACCUCGGGCAAAUUCGCAGAUUUGUCCUUCACCGCGCUUCAACACCGUUUCGUGAUGCCUCUUUCGCCAGAUGUGGCGCAGCUAUGCCGGUGCCACAAAGCUGUGGCUAGUGGAGAGUUCAUCGUUCAUCGCCCCUGCCUCGUUGAAGCUGCCAUGGCCGAUUACACCCAGUUCCACGCCCUGGGCCAUGGCGAGCAGUACGACCCCAACGAUCCGAACAAAACGAGCGCCCCAGCUGCUCAACAUUUUAUGCCUCCCGUGGCCCCCAACCCGUACCAGCAACAGCAACCAUAUGGCGCCCCCCCGUACCAAGCAGGACAGGCUGCCCCGAUGGGGGGUCCCUCGCAUUCAGGAUUUCAUGGCGGUGCCCCUCCGCCUCAGCCAGACACAUUGGCUGCGCAAAUGGGCGGCAUGAGCCUCGGUGUCGAUGGCCAGGGCACUGUUCGCAAGAAGAAGAGAGAUCGCCAUGCCCACCACACCGUCGAGCCAACAGGCUCAUCGCACGCCUUCAAUGGCAUGCCCACCGCCGGUGUCGGCGCCAGUCAGUUCCUCAACAAUGCCGGUAGCCCCUCGAUUCCUGCCUUUGGCACUCAGUUCGACAGCCAAGCAGCGCCUCACACACACUACGGCGCCCCGGCUCCGUCACCGCUUGGCGGUGGUCCAAUGAACUCUACUGGCCCUGUGAAUCCCAUCUCAGGAAGCGAUUUUGGCGAUGCUGCCGCUUCUGUCCCGGCUUCGGGCACCGGCAAAGUCUCUGCCGACGACCUCCCCAGUGUGCCGGCUGCUCGUGACGCUAUCCAGCAGUACUUUCUCAAAAAUAUUUAUCCUACUUUUGAGAAGCACGUUCCGCCGCCUGCCUCAGUCUCCUUCGUCGCCCACGAUCAGGGCAACUCGUCGCCCAAGUAUGCUCGACUGACAAUGAACAAUGUCCCUGCUACCCCCGAUGGCUUGCAAGCUACCGGUAUUCCCCUCGGUUUACUCAUACAGCCCCUCGCUCCUCUUCAGGCUGGCGAAGCUGAAGUACCUGUUCUCGACUUUGGCGAGGCUGGUCCGCCCCGUUGUCGCAGAUGCCGCGCUUAUAUCAACCCCUUCAUGAUGUUCCGAUCCGGAGGCAACAAGUUCGUCUGCAAUCUUUGCACAUAUCCCAACGAUACCCCACCCGAAUACUUUUGCGCUACCAGUCCCCAAGGCGUCCGCGUCGAUCGUGACCAGCGUCCAGAGCUACAUCGUGGAACCGUCGAGUUUGUGGUGCCCAAAGAAUACUGGACAAGACCUCCUGUCGGUCUGCGCUUCCUCUUCCUCAUUGACGUAACACAAGAGUCUUUCAACAAGGGCUUCCUAGAAAGCUUCUGUGACGGAAUACAAGCUGCGCUUUACGGAGGCGAGACUGACGAAGACGGCGAGCCCAAGAGACGUAUACCCCAAGGAGCCAAGGUCGGCUUCGUCACAUACGACCAAGACAUUCACUUUUACAACGUCAACCCUGGUCUCGAUCAAGCGCAGAUGCUCAUCAUGCCUGAUCUCGAAGACCCCUUCUUGCCCCUGGGCGAAGGUCUGUUCGUCGACCCGUAUGAAUGCAAGUCAACCAUUACCUCGCUUCUCAACCGCCUGCCCGAAAUGUUCUCGACCAUCAAGAACCCGGAGCCUGCCAUGCUGGCCGCUCUGAGCUCCGGUUUGGCCGCUCUGGAGGCGACUGGUGGCAAGAUCAUCUGCUCUUGUGCUGCCCUGCCUACGUGGGGCCCUGGCCGACUGUUCUUGCGCGAUGAUGGCAGCCAUCCUGGCGGUGAAUCUGACAAGAAGCUGUAUACUACCGAGCAUCCCGGAUGGAAGAAGGUGUCGGAGAAGAUGGCUGCCGGCGGUGUUGGUGUUGAUUUCUUCUUGGCCGCUCCUUCUGGUGGAUACCUUGAUAUUGGCACGAUUGGGCAUGUUGCCGCCACAACUGGUGGUGAAACGUUUUAUUACCCCAACUUCAUUGCUCCUCGCGACAGCCCUAAACUGUCGACGGAAAUCGCCCAUGCUGUUACGCGCGAGACUGGUUUCCAGGCGCUAAUGAAGGUUCGAUGUUCGAAUGGUUUGCAGAUUGCGGCCUACCACGGUAAUUUUGUGCAGCACACGUUUGGUGCCGAUCUUGAGAUUGGUGUCAUUGAUGCCGACAAGGCGCUGGGUGUUUCCUUUUCUUAUGAUGGCAAGCUCGACGCCAAGCUCGACGCCCAUUUCCAAUCGGCUCUUCUGUACACGACUGCCUCUGGUCAGCGCAGAGUACGUUGCUCAAACAUCAUUGCUAGCGUCAGCGACACGUCCAAGGAGGCUGGCGUACGCGAGCAAGGCAUUCGUGCGUGCAUGAAGUUUGUUGACCAAGAUGCCGUCAUUGCUUUGCUUGCCAAGGAAGCGAGCACCAAGCUCUCAACGACAUCUAGCAGCCUGAAAGAUACGCGCAACUGGUUGACGGAGCGAACCAUUGACAUAAUGUCUUGCUACCGCAAACACUCUGCUCAACAACACCCCCCUGGGCAGCUGGUGAUGCCGGAGCGACUCAAGGAAUUCUGCAUGUACAUGCUUGGAUUGCUCAAGUGCAGAGCCUACAAGGGUGGGAUUGAGAAUACGGACCGAAGAGUGUACGAGAUGCGCCUGAUACGAUCUAUGGGGGCGCUUGAGCUUAGUCUGUACCUGUACCCGCGGAUGAUUCCUCUGCACAACCUCCAACCGGAGGAUGGGUUUGCUGAUGCAGAGACUGGCCACCUCAAGAUGCCGCCUUGCGUUCGGGCGUCAUUCUCACGGGUUGAACCGGGGGGUGUUUACUUGGUUGAUAAUGGACAGCAAUGCCUGAUUUGGCUUCACUCUCAGACGUCGCCAAACCUCAUUAGCGAUCUAUUUGGUGAGGGCAAGGACAGCCUGAAGAGCCUAGACGCGUACACAUCGUCUAUCCCGGUGUUGGAUAGCCACCUGAACGCGCAGGUUCGCAAUGUUGUCGAAUUUCUGAAAACGCAGCGCGGCUCCAAGGGCAUGAACAUACAGCUUGCGCGACAGGGGAUCGACGGAGCCGAGUUUGAGUUUGCUCGUCUCCUGGUCGAGGACCGCAACAACGAGGCGCAGAGCUACGUGGACUGGCUUGUGCACGUCCACAAGGGCGUUCAGCUCGAGCUGAGCGGUCAAAGAAAGCGUGAAGGUGAUGGCGAUUCUGCGGCGAACAGCUUGACCAACUUUGCCGGCCUUCGUCCUUCGUAUUGGUAG
Cordyceps militaris CM01 is the source of this 3621-nucleotide messenger RNA. RefSeq names its product Sec23/Sec24 family protein. The record is from RefSeq and is a predicted model, not a curated record. NCBI's taxonomy places the organism in Eukaryota, Fungi, Ascomycota, Sordariomycetes, Hypocreales, Cordycipitaceae. Gene Ontology annotation, cellular component: COPII vesicle coat; endoplasmic reticulum exit site. The transcript is spliced from 7 exons. Gene Ontology annotation, biological process: intracellular protein transport; COPII-coated vesicle cargo loading; endoplasmic reticulum to Golgi vesicle-mediated transport. The coding region runs from base 1 to 3621 and encodes 1206 amino acids. Gene Ontology annotation, molecular function: SNARE binding; zinc ion binding.